AUGGACGUCCCAGCCUUACCGAGCAAGGUACCGGGCUAUGAUCUUUACAUCGAUGGAUUUCAAGCCCUACGUCGUCCCAAGAUCCUGCAAGAUGCCAACAUCUCUCACGUGGUCUCGGUCCUCGACUGGAAGUUUGCGAAUAACUGGGCUGCCCUACGUGGGUUCCAGCAUCUACACAUCCCUCUCGAUGAUGUCUACGACUCGAACAUAUUGUCCUUCUUCCCGCGGAGCAAUGCCUUUAUCCAUGAAGGCCUGAAGCACUCCAGAUCCAGUAAACCCGCGUCCAACGAUGCGAACGACUCAGGGGUCAAUCCCUUACCUGGCGGGGUCCUUGUUCACUGGUAG
Messenger RNA from Cladophialophora yegresii CBS 114405, 345 nucleotides. RefSeq lists its product as uncharacterized. Bases 1 to 345 code for a protein of 114 amino acids. The transcript is spliced from 2 exons. Lineage: Eukaryota; Fungi; Ascomycota; Eurotiomycetes; Chaetothyriales; Herpotrichiellaceae. The record is from RefSeq and is a predicted model, not a curated record.